GUGCAAUUUCCUUUGCCAGUGCCCCCCACCCUCCAGAGACUCGGGUUGGAGGCAAGAGAUGGAGAGGGGGUGCAUGAGGUGGGGAGGAAUGGCCCCUUAUCAGGAAGCUUCCCCUUGAUUUUCAGUAUCAGUUCUGCCACACUCCCUAGAGUUGUCACAGGCUCCAGUUCAUAUGAGGGUGAAUGCCUGGUCCUCCCAGUAUGUAGUAGCUGAUGGUGACAGGAAAUGCCAGGCUUGGGUCCCCUUCUGUUGAGUAGGCUGCUCUGCUGUUCCUCCAAUCCUGGGGUCCCUCCCCAGCUCACCUUUCUCUUUUUGUCUUAGUUCAGUUCUGGUGGCCUCUAAUUUACCACAUCUUUAUAGGAGGAGCAGAGAGACAAACUUGUGUCAUCCUGUCCAAACAGGAAGCUACUCAGGCACUGAUGAAAGCCUUCUGUUUUCUGGAAUGUCAGUGGUGUUGGCCAGGUGGUGGAGGUUGGCAGAACAGUGAAGACUUACGAAGGACUCAGCUAAGGCGAUGAGAGAGAGGCCAUAGGAAGAAGCAAGUUUUGUUGUUGUUGGCCAUGACACAGCUUGUGAGAUCUUAGUUCCCCCACAAGGGAUUGAACCUGGGCCACAGCAGUGAAAGCACUGAGUCCUAAUCACUGGGUCACUAGGGAAUUCCCUGGAGGAGGCAACUUAGAAACUCUUAGGAGGUGAGGAUGAAGAUGGGUGUGGAGAAAAGGGACAAAGAAGAGGAGCUCCCCAUCAGUGGAUAGAUGGACAGAUUUCCAGCGACUGAGAGGGAUGCAAGAUGCAGGGCUUAGAUUGGAACAUGAUGGGUCUGAUGCCUGGUGUGUUGGGGAGAUGCCCAGCAGGCAGCCCCUGGCUCCAUGGGCUCCGGGGUAGAGCCAACAGAAGAUUGAGGAUAGAGGAGCCUCCCCUACAACAAUGGCCGUUCUGAUUGCCUACCCCCGCCCCCGUCUAGCUCUGGGAUGGUGACAAUGUUCAACUGUCUCCCAGAGCCUGGCACGGGGCGGAUGCUCGGUGAAUCUGAGUGCGGGAGGGCCUGUGUGGAAGCAAGCGCGCAUCUCUGGAAAGCUCAGGGAGGGUUUGCAACCAUGGGGGUGUGGCAGGGACGUCUGCUGAGAAUGGAGGAAGGCAAGCUUCUCCAUCUUCCUUCCAUUGCCCAAGAGCUGAAGCAUGGGACAGCACUGAGCUGCGGGGAACCCCGGGGACCAGUCAACCGGAGGCUCCGCUGGGGCUGCUUUCCCUGAUGCGCUCCUGCCUGCCGGCUCUGGUUGCCAUAGAGCCAGGAGGCGGUUGCCACGGAGACCGACGUGCGAGGACCGACCAAUCAGUGAAGAGCUGCGGCGCCAGCUCACCUCUUGGAUGGAGGCACCGGGCUAGGAUGAGGACCCCUGCCCAGGCAGGGCCGGGUGUUCGAGCAGGGGGGCUGUGGCGCCGCCACCCCCAAAGCGCCGGUCCCCCAGAAUCCCCAACACCUUCCCCGGCCCCGCACCCCGAAUUCUGACGACCUUCUGCCUCUUCCCGACCCGACUAAUGGGUGAUACCUCCGACUGGCCCUGAGCCCCUCUCCCGUUAGUGGAGGGGAGGAGGGGGCCCAAGGGCUGGGAUGCUGCGGGAAAGGCGGGGCCGCGGACCGCGGGAGAAGAGUGCAGUCGGGGUGGGGUAUGGGGAGGGAGGGAGGGAGGCUGUCCCACCCCCUGCGCUCCCGGCACACCGCAGUGCCUGGCGCGCCCGCGCAAGCUCACUCGCUCAAUCGGGGCGCUGGGCGGGCGGGGCGGCGCUGACGUCACCCACUGACCCCUUUCACCCCCCGGCCGAGGGGCGGUGGCCGCGCAGGCUCCGCGGGACGGACUCACGGACAGACAGGGGACGGAAGGACGGGCGUACGGCCAGGCCAUGCCCGGGGAGGCUGCCCGCGCCGAGCUGCUGCUGCCGGAGGCGGGCGGGCCGGGACCCCGCACAGAUCUGUCCUGUGAUGCAGCUGAGGCUACCACCCCAAAGGGGGACCGACUGGAGCACUGUGCCCUGACAUCUGGGCCCAGCGCCCUGGCUCUCACGUUCCUGCACGGCAAGCCUGGUGCCCGGCCCCCACCUGAGGGAGCCAGCUGGGAUGCAGGGCCGGGCCGCGCCCCCUCAGCCUGGGCAGUCCAGGCAGAGGGCGGCCCCAGUCCAGGGCCUGCUGAGGUUCGGCCUACUGAAGGUCCUCUCCCAGCCUCCCUGGAGCCCCGGAUUGUCAUGGGCGAGGAGACAUGCCAGGCAGCCCCAUUGCCCAGGGCAACCAUGCCGGAGCUCAGGGACUGGGAGGGUGGGCAUGCUAAUCUGAACCCACCCCCCGAGUUCUGUUCUCAGGGUGACCCUCCUGUGCCUUUCCCCGCCCCAGACUCUGAUUCCUACUUCACGCCUCCCUCCACCCCCACCAAGACAGCCUCCACCCUGCUCCCUGGCCCCGGGCCCCACAGGGACGCCCAGGAUGCCCAGGCUGAGCUGGGGGAUUCGCCGCCAGCCUCGCCCACUGGCUCGUACAUCACGGCAGAUGGGGACAGCUGGGCCUCAUCCCCAUCCUGCUCCCUGAGCCUGCAGGCCCUGGCCGAAGGGCUGGAUGUGCCCUCCGGCUGGGGCUUCUCUCCAUCUGGAUCUGUGGUCGAUGAGAGGGAGCUGCCCCCUGCCGGGACCCCAGACAGCUCGUCCCCAGAGUCCAGCCUCUCAGCAGACAGCAGCUCUUCCUGGGGCCAGGAGGGCCACUUCUUCGAGCUGGACUUCUUGGCCAACGACCCGAUGAUCCCUGCUUACCUCCUGCCCUUCCAGGGCAGCCUGAUUUUCCAGGUGGAGGCAGUGGAGGUGACACCCCUGCCCCACGAGGAGGAGGAAGUGGAGGAGGAGGAGCAAGAAGAGGAGCAGGAGGUCCCCCUCCCCAGAGGGGACCUAGCCGGGGAGGGCGAGGAUGAUAGCACAUUCGCAUCCUCCCUGCAGUCACUGUCUGACCUGUCCAUCACUGAGGGCGUGGAUGAGGCCUUCGCCUUCCGGGAUGACACCUCGGCUGCCUCCUCUGACCCUGACUCGGCAUCCUACACGGGGGCUGAUGAUGAGAGGCUGUACAGCGGAGAGCCCCACGCACAGCCCGCCACAGUGCUCCAGGACAGCCCUGGGGAGGCUGCCUCCUGGGGCCCAGAGCUCAUUCUUGGGGUGUCCAAGGGAGAGGCUGGCCAGGCUGCCAAGGGUCAGGAACCCAUCUCCGAGAUAAUGAGGGUGGGUCCCGCUGCAGCCCAGGUGUCUUCUGCUAUGGCCCCUCACAUUCCACAGGAAUCUCUGGACCUCACUGGGGUGAGCCUUCAGGCCCAGGGAGAAGAGCCAGGCUCCACCAUGGGACCAGUACCUGUUGCCCCAAUCAUGUCUCAGCCCCUGCAGGAGGGAGAUACUGCUACGUUAGGCCCAGAGCCCUGGAUUUUGAAGGGAGAAGCAGACCUCAACUCUCUACAAACCCUGAAGAAAGACACAGGCCAGGGGUUUGCCGCUGCAACCAGCCCUGAACCCCAGCCAGAAGUGGAUCCAGCAGCAUUCCCACCCUUGGAGGAUGCAGGUAUCCCCUGGGUCCAGGAAUCUGCCUCCGAGACCAGCCCUGAGCCCCAGUUGGAAGAAGAGGAGCUGACAGCCUCCUCACACCUGCUCCCCUUGGUCCAGGGAUCUGCCUCUGAAGCUAGCCCUGAGCCCCAGUCAGAAGAAGAUCUGACAGCAUCCUUACCCCUGAAGGAUGAAGGUCUCCCCUUGGUCCAGGGAUCUGCCUCCAAGGCCAGCCCUGAGCCCCAAUCAGAAGAAGAUCAUCUAGCAGCAUCCUCACCCCUGCAGGAUGCAGGUCUCCCCUUGGUCCAGGGAUCUGCUUCUGAAGCUAGCCCAGAGCUCCAGUCAGAAGAAGAAAAUCUGACAGCAUCCUCAACCCUGCAGGAUGCAGGUCUCCCCUUGGUCCAGGGAUCUGCCUCUGAAGCUGGCCCGGAGUCCCAGUCAGAAGAAGAAGAUCUGACAGCAUCCUCAACCCCUCAGAAUGCAGGUCUCCCCUUGGUCCAGGAAUCUGCAUCUGAGGUCAGCCCUGAGCCCCAGUCGGAAGAAGAUCUAACAGCAUCCUUACCCCUGAAAGAUGAAAGUCUCCCCUUGGUCCAGGUAUCUCCCUCUGAGGCCAGCCUGGAGCCCCAGUCAGAAGAAGAUCUGACAGCAUCCUCAACCCCUCAGGAUGCAGGUCUCCCCUUGGUCCAGGAAUCUGCAUCUGAGGUCAGCCCUGAGCCCCAGUCAGAAGAAGAUCUAGCAGCAUCCUCACCCCUGCAGGAUGCAGGUCUCCCCUUGGUCCAGGGAUCUGCAUCUGAGGCCAGCCCUGAGCCCCAGUCAGAAGAAGAAGAUCUGACAGCAUCCUUACCCCUGAAGGAUGAAGGUCUCCCCUUGGUCCAGGGAUCUGCCUCUGAGGCCAGCCCGGAGCCCCAGUCAGAAGAAGAUCUAACAGCAUCCUCACCUUUGCAGGAUGCAGGUCUCCACUUGGUCCAGGGAUCUGCCUCCGAUGCCAGCCCUGAGCCCCACUCAGACGAGGACCUGACAGCCUCCGCACCCCUGCAGGACACAGGUCUCCCCUUGGUCCAGGGAUCUGUCUCUGAGGCCAGCCCUGAGCCCCAGUCAGAAGAAGAAGAUAUAACAGUAUCCUCACCCCUGCAGAAUGCAGGUCUCCCCUUGGUCCGGGGAUCUGCUUCCGAGGCCAGCCCUGAGCCCCAGUCAGAAGAUCUAAGAGCAUCCUUACACCUGCAGGAUGCUGGUCUCCGCUUGGUCCAGGGAUCUGUCUCUGAGGUCAUCCCUGAGCCCCAAUCAGAAGAAGAAGAUCUCACAGCCUCCCCACCCCUGCAGGAUGCAGUUCUCUUCUUUGUCCAAGGAUCUGCUUCUGAGGCCAGCCCUGACCACCAGUCAGAUCUGAAAGCAUCCCCGCCCCUGCAGGAUGCAGGACUUCCCUUGGUCCAUGGAUCUGCCUCUGAGGCCAGCCCUGAGCCCCAGUCAGAAGAAGAGGAGCUGACAGCAUCCUUACCCCUGCAGGACACAGGUCUCCACUUGGUCCAGGGAUCUGCCUCCAAGGCCAGCCCUGAGCUCCAGUCAGAAGAAGAAGUGACAGCAUCCUCACCCCUGCAGGACACAGGUCUCCACUUGGUCCAGGAAUCUGCCUCCAAGGCCAGCCCUGAGCCCCAGUCAGAAGAAGUAGAGCUGACAGCCUCCCCACCCCUGCAGGACACAGGUCUCCCCUUGGUCCAUGGAUCUGCCUCCGAGGCCAGCCCUGAGCUCCAGUCAGAAGAAGUGACAGCAUCCCCACCCCUGCAGGACACAGGUCUCCCCUUGGUCCAGGGAUCUGCCUCCGAUGCCAGCUCAGAGCCCCAGUCAGAAGAAGAGGAGCUGACAGCAUCUUCGCAUCUGCAGGACACAGGUCUCCCCUUGGUCCAGGGAUCUGUUUCCGAGGCCAGCCUUGAGCCCCAGUCAGAAGAGGAGCUAAAAGCCUCCCCACCCCUGCAGGAUACAGGUCUCCCCUUGGUCCAGGGAUCUGCAUCUGAGGUCAACCCUGAGCCCCAGUCAGAAGAAGACCUGACAGCCUCCCCACCCCUGCAGGAUGCAGGUCUCCCCUUGGUCCAGGGAUCUGCAUCUGAGGCCAGCUCAGAGCCCCAGUCAGAAGAAGAGGAGCUGACAGCCUCCCCAACUCUGCAGGACGCAGGUCUCCCCUUGGCCCAGGGAUCUGUUUCUGAGGCCAGCCCGGAGCCUCACUCAGAAGAGGAGCUGACAGCCUCCCCACCCCUGCAGGAUGCAGGUCUCCCCUUGGUCCAGGGAUCUGCAUCUGAGGCCAGCUCAGAGCCCCACUCAGAAGAGGAGCUGACAGCCUCCCCACCCCUGCAGGAUGCAGGUCUCCCCUUGGUCCAGGGAUCUGCAUCUGAGGCCAGCUCAGAGCCCCAGUCAGAAGAAGAGGAGCUGACAGCCUCCCCAACUCUGCAGGACGCAGGUCUCCCCUUGGCCCAGGGAUCUGUUUCUGAGGCCAGCCCGGAGCCUCACUCAGAAGAGGAGCUGACAGCCUCCCCACCCCUGCAGGAUGCAGGUCUCCCCUUGGUCCAGGGAUCUGCAUCUGAGGCCAGCUCAGAGCCCCACUCAGAAGAGGAGCUGACAGCCUCCCCACCCCUGCAGGAUGCAGGUCUCCCCUUGGUCCAGGGAUCUGCCUCCGAGGCCAGCUCAGAGCCCCAGUCAGAAGAAGAGGAGCUGACAGCCUCCCCACCCCUGCAGGACGCAGGUCUCCCCUUGGUCCAGGGAUCUGCCUCCGAGGCCAGCUCAGAGCCCCAGUCAGAAGAAGAGGAGCUGACAGCCUCCCCAACUCUGCAGGACGCAGGUCUCCCCUUGGUCCAGGGAUCUGCCUCUGAGGCCAGCUCAGAGCCCCAAUCAGAAGAGGAGCUGACAGCUUCCCCACCCCUGCAGGAUGCAGGUCUCCCCUUGGUCCAGGGAUCUGCAUCUGAGGCCAGCUCAGAGCCCCAGUCAGAAGAAGAGGAGCUGACAGCCUCCCCAACUCUGCAGGACGCAGGUCUCCCCUUGGUCCAGGGAUCUGCCUCUGAGGCCAGCUCAGAGCCCCAAUCAGAAGAGGAGCUGACAGCCUCCCCACCCCUGCAGGAUGCAGGUCUCCCCUUGGUCCAGGGAUCUGCCUCCGAGGCCAGCUCAGAGCCCCAGUCAGAAGAAGAGGAGCUGACAGCCUCCCCAACUCUGCAGGACGCAGGUCUCCCCUUGGUCCAGGGAUCUGCCUCUGAGGCAAGCUCAGAGCCCCAAUCAGAAGAGGAGCUGACAGCCUCCCCACCCCUGCAGGAUGCAGGUCUCCCCUUGGUCCAGGGAUCUGCCUCCGAGGCCAGCCCUGAGCUCCAGUCAGAAGAAGUGACAGCCUCCCCACCCCUGCAGGUUGCAGGUCUCCCCUUGAUCCAGGGAUAUGCCUCCGAUGCCAGCUCAGAGCUCCAGUCAGAAGAGGAGCUGACAGCAUCUUCACAUCUGCAGGACGCAGGUCUCCCCUUGGUCCAGGGAUCUGCCUCCGAGGCCAGCCCUGAAUCCCAGUCAGAAGAAGAUCUCACAGCCUCACCACCCCUGCAGGACACAGGUCUCCCCUUGGUCCAGGGAUCAGCCUUCGGGGCCAGCCCGGAGCCCCAGUCAGAAGAAGACCUGACAGCCUCUCCACCCCUGCAGGACGCAAGUCUUCCCUUCGUCCAGGGAUCAGCCUCCGAGGCCAGCUCAGAGCCCCAAUCAGAAGAGGAGCUGAUAGCAUUGCCAACUCUGCAGGACGCAGGUCUCCCCUUGGUCCAGGGAUCUGCCUCUGAGGCCAGCCCUGAGCCCCAGUCAGAAGAUCUCACAGCCUCACCACCGCUGCAGGUUGCAGGUCUCCCCUUGGUCCAGGGAUCAGCCUCCGAGACCAGCCCAGAGCCCCACUCAGAAGAGGAGCUGACAGCCUCCCCACCCCUGCAGGAUGCAGGUCUCCCCUUGGUCCAGGGAUCUGCCUCCGAGACCAGCCCAGAGCCCCACUCAGAAGAGGAGCUGACAGCCUCCCCACCCCUGCAAGAUGCAGGUCUCCCCUUGGUCCAGGGAUCAGCCUCCGAGACCAGCCUGGAGCCCCACUCAGAAGAGGAGGAGCUGAUAGCCUUCCCGCCCCUGCAGGAUGCAGGUCUCCCCUCCAGUCAAGUAUCUGCCACCAGUGGCAGCCUUCAAGCCCUGAUGACUGACACAGGCUGUACCCAAGAGACAGAGCCCACAGCCACUGCAGGCCAUAGGAAAGGAAGAAAGACCCUGGGACUGAGGCCAGCGCCUGAGGAAAGAGACCCAGACCACACUGGAGGAUCAGACUCUCUGGCCUUGGAUCAGAUAUAUCUGGGUGGCCCAGACCUACCUGCAGAUGCUCGGACACCCUUGGAGGGAGAUGCAGGCCCCUCCAAGCCUGCCACAGAGAUCCCAGACACACCUGAGCCUUUCACAGCCGCCCAAGGUCCCCCAAAGCCUGACUCCAGUGGGGAGGAAGUAGCCAAGGGCAUUUUGGCACCUGAGCAGGAAGCCUGUCAUGAUAUCUGUGCACAUGGGGGUGAUGGAGCUGAGUCCAGCUCACCCCCAAAGGAGGCUCUGGGGGCUGAGCACCAGGGGCGUGAGGCCCUAAAGCCAGUGGUUCAUGGCCCAGGGGUGUGUCCUACUGCCAGCCUGGAGGUUGGCCAGUUGGGGCCCCCAAGCCCAGUGGAGGAGGGAAGGGCCACUCUUGGGCACAGGCUUCCCAUGGCUGUGGGCUCAGAGGCUGGGCUGGGCUCCUGCUCAGAGUCUCCUUCAAGAGCUCUGCCCAAGCUGGGAGGGCACUGUGCCAAAGAUCCUGCCCCAACAUCUCCACUGCCCUUGAGGCAGCCAAAGCCUGUGCUGGGCCCGGGCAAGGGAGAGCAGGCCCAGGCAGCACUUGGAGUCCUUGGCCCCUCCCCACUGCAGCCUCCAGAAAGCCCCAGAGGGGGCCUGCCCAGUGUACCCCAAGACAGGAUCCUGGGCCCUGAGCCCCCUGCUCCUGGUGUCAUGGAGGCAGUCCCAACCCCCCUGGCAUCGCCUUCCCCCUGCCCUUGCCGGGGCCCCCGGGAAGACUUGGUGGAGGGCGCAGAGCCCCUGGGUUCUCCGAGCCACCCACCACCUCGGCCAAGAGCCCAGCGGGCGGUGGCUGCCUCCUCAGGGAUCACAAACCCCCCUGGGGCUGGGCAGGUCAGCCUCCCACCCCACCCCACCCUCCUCAGCCCCAAGGCAGCCCCCAAGAGGGGUACCCAUGCCAAAGACCCAGCCUCGAGGCUCUCGCCCCCUCGCCAAGUGCCUCCUGGCUCUGGGCCCCGGAGCCCAGCCGGCCCUCGAGGGCUCCCAGCCACCGAGCAGCAGGAUGAUGGCGACAGUUUGGAGGAAGACUCGCCCCGCGCUCUGGGCUCUGGCCAGCACUCGGACAGCCACGGGGAGUCAUCAGCUGAGCUGGAGGAGCAGGACCUCCCAGGACCACAGACUGCACAGUGCCCAGCCCAGGCACCAGCCGGCAGCGGGAGCGAGGAGACAGUCGCCAAAGCCAAGCAGAGUCGCAGUGAGAAGAAGGCCCGAAAGGCGAUGUCCAAGCUGGGCUUACGACAGAUCCAGGGGGUCACCAGGAUCACCAUCCAGAAGUCCAAGAACAUCCUCUUUGUCAUUGCCAAACCCGAUGUCUUUAAGAGCCCAGCCUCAGACACCUACGUGGUCUUCGGCGAGGCCAAGAUUGAGGACCUGUCGCAGCAGGUGCACAGAGCUGCGGCUGAGAAGUUCAAAGUGCCCUCGGAGCCCUCCGCCCUGGUGCCCGAGUCAGCACCUGGGCCGAGGGUGAGACCCGAGUGCGAGGAGGAGGAGGAGGAGGAAGACGAGGAGGAGGUGGAUGAGGCAGGACUGGAGCUGCGGGACAUCGAGCUGGUGAUGGCACAGGCCAAUGUGUCAAGGGCCAAGGCUGUGCGGGCCCUGAGGGACAACCAGAGUGACAUCGUCAACGCCAUCAUGGAGCUGACAAUGUAGUUGCUGACCAGACCCGGCUCCACCCCUGCCCCCUAGCUCUGCUGUUCAAUAAAGUGGUGUCCCUUCA
Bubalus bubalis (water buffalo) is the source of this 9637-nucleotide messenger RNA. RefSeq names its product NAC alpha domain containing (gene NACAD). The transcript is spliced from 8 exons. Lineage: Eukaryota; Metazoa; Chordata; Mammalia; Artiodactyla; Bovidae. Bases 1903 to 9570 code for a protein of 2555 amino acids. Gene Ontology annotation, cellular component: cytoplasm; nascent polypeptide-associated complex. The record is from RefSeq and is a predicted model, not a curated record. Gene Ontology annotation, biological process: protein targeting to membrane.